Messenger RNA from Pygoscelis adeliae (Adelie penguin), 1211 nucleotides. RefSeq names its product F-box only protein 6-like. The record is from RefSeq and is a predicted model, not a curated record. Gene Ontology annotation, cellular component: SCF ubiquitin ligase complex; cytoplasm. NCBI's taxonomy places the organism in Eukaryota, Metazoa, Chordata, Aves, Sphenisciformes, Spheniscidae. Gene Ontology annotation, biological process: SCF-dependent proteasomal ubiquitin-dependent protein catabolic process; glycoprotein catabolic process. The coding region runs from base 124 to 888 and encodes 254 amino acids. Gene Ontology annotation, molecular function: protein binding; ubiquitin protein ligase activity. The transcript has 6 exons.
CUUCCACUGGCAGCAGACCAGGCGGCACGCCAGCACCAAAUCCACCGCAGCUCUGUGCUGUCGGCGCCCGGGGAUUUUCCAUCGCGUACCCCUGCAGGCCGUCACCGAAGCUGUCGGUCGGUGAUGACAACCAUUUCCGACCUCCCCGAAGACGUCCUGGUGGAGCUGCUUUCGCUGCUCCCAGCCCAGGAUCUGAUCUGCACCUGCAGGCUGGUCAGCACGCAGUGGCGGUACGUGGUGGAUCUGACCACCCUAUGGAAACGCAAGUGCCAGCGCGAGGGGUUUUAUAUUCAGAACUUGGACAGAAGCAUCUCUGACUGGAAGAUCUUCUAUAUGCUCUGCAACUUGAAGAGAAACUUAAUCAAAAACCCCUGUGCUGAAGAGAACUUUCAGCACUGGAAACUUGAUAAUAAUGACGGAGAUAAGUGGAAGAUUGAGGAUAUGCCUGGACCUCAUGGAAAAGAGAUGCCAGACCCCAAAGUACACAAAUACUUUGUCACUUCGUAUGGGCCAUGCUUCAAGUCUCAACUCAUUACCCUGCAGAAAGAAGGAUACUGGAAUCAGUUGAUGGAUGAGAAACGGCCUGAAAUUGUAGUCAAGGAUUGGUAUGCUGCCAGAUUUGACUGUGGAUGUCGCUAUGAACUUAGAGUGAGGCUGCUUUCUGAAGACUACAUUGUCCUUGACGAUUUCCACCCCGAGCCAGUGGUUAUAGAACAGUGGAAUGAUGCGAUGUGGAGAGAGAUUUCUCACACCUUCCAGAAUUACCCAGCUGGAGUUCGUUACAUCUGGUUUCAGCAUGGGGGCCAAGACACCCAAUUCUGGGCAGGAUGGUAUGGGAUCCGAGUGACGAACAGCAGCAUCACCAUUGGGCCUCUGACAUUGUUAUGAAGGCACAAUAGAAGUGUUUGCUUUUACCUCAGGACUGUAACCAGGUGGUCUCACGUGCACUCAGCCCCCCUCAAGGGCUCUGCUACAGAAAGACUUGCUUUGUAUGGUAUUUUCCUGUUAAUGUUUUUACACAUAAUUAAACUGAAUCUUUCACACCAGACCUUUCAUAGCAUAAGGAAACUGUCAACCCUUUUUCAUAAAUGCUGUGUCACUGGUACUUAAUUUUUUAGUAUUUCUGUAAGUGUAUGUGAUCAAAAUGGUACAUACCUUCCCUGUCCAAAUACAGCCCAUCAUUGUCUGAAUAAACAGCUAGAGAAACAGGA